CAGUGUCUCAGAGCAGAAAUCACCGAUGGACACAUCUCUUCUCAGGACGAUGAAGCGCCUAUGUGGUGUAACUCUGAUCUUAACUCUGUCUCUGUCGUACUACAUUUACAUGCCUUUACCUGCAACUGUCUCCGAGCCCUGGAAGCUCAUGCUGGUGGGGGCGACAUUUCGCACCGCCACUCACCUGGCUGAUGCCUCACACUCUCUGGGUCUGGUCCAUCAUGCCCGUGUCCUCAGUUUGGCCGUGAAGAGUUUUGAGAGUUUGUUGCCGGUGGAGUUUGAAGAUGUUCAGACGGAGGACACAGAGUUUGACGGUGUUCAGGUCCGCGUGUACACACCUCAACACCGAGACAACACACUGAGACGCGCUGUAGUGUUCAUUCACGGGGGAGGCUGGACUCUCGGAGCUCCCAAGUUGGGUUCCUAUGACGUGCUGUGCAGGAAGAUGGCAGUCAAGCUGAACGCUGUGGUUGUGACAGUAGAUUACCGUAUGGCCCCAGAUGUACGCUUCCCUGUGCAGUAUGAGGAGUGUGUGCAGGCGGCACGCCACUUCCUGCGGCGUGACGUAUUGGCGCGUUACUCUGUGGAUCCGGACCGAGUCGCUGUCUGUGGUGACAGUGCAGGAGGAAACCUUGCUGCUGCAGUUGCACAACGGAUUGGCCAAGACAGCAGUGGUGAUAAUGUGAUGAACAACAGCAAUGAUGAAGCAAGGAGCAGCAGUGGAGGUGGUGGGGUAAACUUUAAGCUACAGGUGUUGAUCUAUCCUGUCCUCCAGUCUCUGGACUUCAAUACUGCAUCCUACCAGCAGAACUGGGGAGUCCCCAUCUUGUACCGUGACCUGAUGGCCCGGUACUGGCUGGAGUAUCUGGGUGCGGACGCAUCCCUGCUCCACACCAUCCUCCUGAACAACCACACGGCACUGGACGAGUCUCGAGUCGACCCUCACCGCUCUAAAGUCGACUGGACCUCGAUGAUCCCUGAGCACAUGCGCAAACAGUAUACGGCCAUCUUCCCUGGGACCGGCUCGUCCUCCGUCCUGCAGGAUGUUCCUGCGAUACUGGACCCGCGAGCUGCUCCCCUGCUAGCCGAACCGGAAAUAUUAAACACGGUGCCACAUGCUUAUAUCAUGACAUGUGAGCAUGACGUGCUGAGGGAUGAUGGAAUGAUGUACGUUCGGCGCUUAGAGCUUGCCGGCGUCUCUGUCAUGCACCGUCACUAUGGUGACUGCUUUCACGGCUGCUUGACCUUCGCUUUCUGGCCAUCGUACUUCUCUGUGGGGAUACGAGCCAUAGACGAUUACAUCGCCUGGCUUCACACACACCUGUAGACGUUACAGUGUUUAUCUUUACAGACACUUAGACACUCAGGCUGUAUGUCUAAGAAAUUUUCAUGUUACUGUCAAUCACAGAAUAAACAGUGCGUCAAGUGACAAAAUGAAAACACAA
Molecule: messenger RNA, 1445 nt
Organism: Ictalurus punctatus (channel catfish)
Lineage: Eukaryota; Metazoa; Chordata; Actinopteri; Siluriformes; Ictaluridae
Gene: nceh1a
Product: neutral cholesterol ester hydrolase 1a
Exons: 5
Coding region: 26-1327 (433 amino acids)
Cellular component (GO): membrane
Molecular function (GO): carboxylic ester hydrolase activity
Source: RefSeq, a predicted model, not a curated record